Messenger RNA from Chrysochloris asiatica (Cape golden mole), 3311 nucleotides. RefSeq names its product glucosidase, beta (bile acid) 2 (gene GBA2). Gene Ontology annotation, biological process: carbohydrate metabolic process; central nervous system development; glucosylceramide catabolic process. Lineage: Eukaryota; Metazoa; Chordata; Mammalia; Afrosoricida; Chrysochloridae. The record is from RefSeq and is a predicted model, not a curated record. Bases 312 to 3041 code for a protein of 909 amino acids. The transcript has 17 exons. Gene Ontology annotation, molecular function: glucosylceramidase activity; beta-glucosidase activity. Gene Ontology annotation, cellular component: membrane.
CUUUGGCCCGGCGCUCUAAUCACCGCGGCCCAAUGACGAUGAGGCUCUACCCUUCCCGCCCAGGACCCAGGGAGACAACCGUGGGACAGUCCGAGGCGGCUUUAUUACUGUUGCCGCCACGGCUGCAGCAACAGCUCCUGGGCUCCGCAGAGGCACCAGCUCACCUCCGCUGUCCCCAACACCCGGCCCUUCGGGGCGGCACCUAACAACCACAGGCGCUUGCAUCUAGAUUUGGUUGGCGAGAGAUACUUGGUUUCAGAGGGCUCGGGAUCCGAGGCCAUCGCGGUCGUGGGACCCAAGAUACAGGGAGUAUGGAAACCGGAAUCUCAACUUCGAAGCAGACCAGCUUCGUCAAAGGGGAUCCGCAAGUUCGUUGCAUUGAAGAUUCUGGAGGCGCUGAGGCUGUGUACGUUGCUGAUUCCAAGAACCCUGAAGACAACCGACCCGAAGAUGAGCCGGACCGCUGCAACCCGGAGAACUCCGGGCAGCUGAUGGCUUCCUAUGAGGGUAAAGCUAGGGGAUACCAGGUGCCUCCCUUUGGCUGGCGCAUCUGCUUAGCUCACGAGUUUGCAGAGAAGAGGAAACCCUUUAAUGCCAACAACAUCUCUCUAAGCAACAUGAUAAAGUAUAUAGGCAUGGGCUUGAGGUACUUUCAGUGGUGGUACCGGAAGACUCAGGUGGAGAAGAAGACACCUUUCAUUGAUAUGAUCAAUUGUGUGCCCUUGAGACAGAUUUAUGGUUGUCCCUUAGGUGGCAUCGGGGGAGGUACUAUCACCCGUGGCUGGAGAGGCCAGUUCUGUCGUUGGCAGCUCAACCCUGGAAUGUACCAACACCGGACAGUCAUUGCUGACCAAUUUACAGUGUGCUUACGGCGGAAAGGGCAGACUGUGUACCAGCAAGUCCUGUCCUUGGAGCGUCCGAGUGUCCUACGCAGCUGGAACUGGGCCUUCUGUGGCUUCUUUGCCUUCUAUCAUGCCCUCUAUCCCCGAGCCUGGACUGUUUAUCAGCUUCCCGGCCAGAAUGUCACUCUUACCUGCCGCCAAAUCACACCCAUCUUACCCCAUGAUUACCAGGACAGCAGCCUCCCGGUUGGAGUCUUUGUGUGGGAUAUCGAAAAUGAAGGGGACGAAGCCCUGGAAGUGUCCAUCAUGUUCUCUAUGCAGAAUGGACUGGGGGGUGGGGAUGAUGCCCCAGGGGGGUUGUGGAAUGAGCCGUUCAGUCUGGAACAAGAUGGGGAAACUGUACAGGGGCUACUGCUGCAUCACCCCACCCUUCCAAACCCCUACACAAUGGCUGUGGCUGCACGACUUACGGCAGAUACCACGGUAACCCACAUCACAGCCUUUGACCCUGACAGCACUGGGCAGCAAGUGUGGCAGGAUCUACUUCAGGAUGGACAGCUGGACUCCCCCACUGGCCAAAGUGCCCCCUCUCAAAAAGGAGUAGGUAUCGCAGGGGCUGUGUGUGCCACAAGCAAGCUGCCACCUCGAGGCCGAUGCUGCCUGGAGUUCUCGCUGGCAUGGGACAUGCCCAGGAUCAUGUUUGGAGCCAAGGGCCAGGUCUACUACAGGAGGUACACCAGGUUCUUCGGUCAAGAUGGCAGUGCUGCACCUGCCCUUAGCCACUAUGCACUGUGCCGAUACGCAGACUGGGAAGAGAAGAUCUCAGCUUGGCAGAGCCCAAUACUGGAGGACAGAUCCUUGCCUGCCUGGUACAAAUCUGCACUGUUCAAUGAACUGUACUUCCUGGCCGAUGGAGGCACGGUAUGGCUGGAAAUUCCUAAGGACGCCCUACCAAAGGAGCUGGAGGGGAACAUGAGGCAGCUCCGCCCCCUGCUACAGGAGUACGGACGAUUUGGCUACCUUGAGGGCCAGGAGUAUCGCAUGUACAACACGUAUGAUGUGCACUUUUACGCUUCCUUCGCCCUCCUCAUGCUCUGGCCCAAACUUGAGCUCAGCCUGCAGUAUGACAUGGCUCUGGCCACUCUCCAGGAGGACCUAACACAACGACGGUACCUGAUGAGUGGUGUAAUGGCACCUGUGAAGAGGAGGAACGUCAUCCCCCAUGACAUUGGGGACCCAGAUGAUGAGCCAUGGCUCCGAGUCAAUGCCUAUGUCAUCCACGACACUGCUGACUGGAAGGACCUGAACCUGAAGUUUGUGCUGCAGGUUUAUCGGGACUAUUACCUGACGGGUGACCAAGGCUUCCUAAGGGACAUGUGGCCUGUGUGUUUGGCCGUGAUGGAGUCUGAGAUGAAGUUUGACAAGGACCACGAUGGACUCAUUGAGAAUGGAGGCUAUGCAGACCAGACCUAUGAUGGAUGGGUCGUCACAGGGCCGAGUGCAUACUGUGGAGGGCUGUGGCUGGCAGCUGUGGCUGUGAUGGUCCAGAUGGCUACUCUGUGUGGAGCAAAGGACACCCACGAAGAGUUCUCUUCCAUUCUCAGCCGAGGCCGAGAAGCCUACGAAAGGCUGCUGUGGAAUGGUCGCUAUUACAACUAUGACUGCAGCACCCGACCUCAGUGCCGGAGCAUCAUGUCUGACCAGUGUGCCGGCCAGUGGUUCCUGAGGGCCUGUGGCCUAGGAGAAGGAGACACGGAGGUUUUUCCUAGCAGACAUGUGGUGCGUGCUCUCCAAACUAUCUUCGAGCUUAAUGUCCAGGCCUUUGCAGGAGGGGCCAUGGGGGCUGUGAAUGGGAUGCAGCCCCACGGUGUCCCCGAUACGUCCAGUGUCCAGUCUGAUGAAGUCUGGGUGGGUGUGGUCUAUGGGCUGGCAGCCACCAUGAUCCAGGAGGGCCUGACUUCCGAGGGCUUCCAGACAGCAGAAGGCUGCUACCGCACCGUGUGGGAGCGCCUAGGCCUGGCCUUCCAGACUCCUGAAGCAUACUGCCAGCAGCGAGUGUUCCGCUCCCUGGCAUACAUGCGGCCUCUGAGCAUCUGGGCCAUGCAGCUGGCCCUGCAGCAGCGUCAAAAGGCCUCCAGGCCAGUAGUUGAACAGGACACAGGACCAGGGGAAACCAUGGAAAAUCUGGACCCAGAGUGAGCGCUGUGACUGUGGGAGGGAGAAGCUAACAACCCAGCCUCCAGCCUGGCCUUCUCUCCCUCCCAUUAAACCUCCUGCAGCACUGAGCCACCAGGACAAUCACACCUCCCUCCCCACCACCCAACUGGGCCAGUAAACAGGGGCUGGGGGUGAGCCAGGAAUCCCAAUCAUUUAUUUAUUUCUUUCCUUACCCGUUCCCUGCAUGAAAUGUUCAAGGUCCACUUAUGGGAUGAUGGAGACAGGCAGGUAUAAAAUAAAACCCCAGAAAGC